Messenger RNA from Ascoidea rubescens DSM 1968, 768 nucleotides. RefSeq names its product t-SNARE. The record is from RefSeq and is a predicted model, not a curated record. Gene Ontology annotation, cellular component: plasma membrane; SNARE complex; endomembrane system. The annotation marks the transcript as partial. Lineage: Eukaryota; Fungi; Ascomycota; Saccharomycetes; Ascoideales; Ascoideaceae. Gene Ontology annotation, molecular function: SNARE binding; SNAP receptor activity. The transcript has a single exon. Gene Ontology annotation, biological process: vesicle fusion; exocytosis; intracellular protein transport.
GACGAUCCAGACAACUACAUUGGCUUCAACAAAAAGCUCGUCAAGGUCAACGACAAGUUGGACUUGUACGCCAAAAACUUGAACAUCAUCAGAAAGUUGCAAAACGACUUGAUUUUCGAGGUCGAUGAUGGCAAGAGGCACGAAGCAAACACAAAGUUGAACGAGAUAAUCAGCUUCAAUGACAAUCUAGAAAACCAGUUGAAAUUGAAUAUCAAAGAAUUGAGAGAUUUAUCCGUUGGCGAUUUCAUCAAGGUUAACCAAACAGAGAACAUCAAGAGCAAAUUUAUGGAUUUGAUUAAUAAAUACCGUAAAAAUGAGAUGAGCUAUUCAGAAAAAGUCAAAGAUGAUAUCAGUAAACAAUACAAGAUUAUAAAGCCUGAUGCUACUCAACAAGAGAUCUACAAUUACGUUAAUAACGCUGAUGUUCAAGAACAAGGCCAGCAACAGGUCUUCAAGGAUUUCUUGAUAAAUUCUACUAGAAAAGAAGAAAGCAAAAACAUUUCGAGAAACGUUGAAAGCAGACAUGAAGAAAUUAUAAAAAUUGAGAAAAAAAUGAACGAAUUAACCAAAUUAUUCUCAGAAAUGGAAAAUUUAAUCGUUGAACAAGAUGAUUUGAUAAACGAGAUCGAUAAUAACGUUGAAAAGGCCCAAUUGAAUAUUGGUGGUGCCAACAGAGACUUGGAAAAGGCUGUUACUCAUGGUCGUAAAUCGAGAAAAUGGAAACGAUGGUGUAUUUUCAUCUUGGUGAUAGUUAUAUUGUUAAUUAUA